AUGAGUGUGCCUUUGGACCGAAAAUCCCACUCUUACCCGGAAUCCUUACCCGGCUGCAUUUGUCCUGCUCCAGAGUCCUCGUCAAAGUCAUCGUUUUCCACGGCUCAUGCGUUUACGGUAAUGAGUGCAUCCCCAGUUACUGCAACAGGUCCAAGUGUGAGCCCCUCAAAAGCAUCUUCUUCACUUACCCUCGUUGGGUCCGAUACUCAGAAUGUUGUUUACUGGGGUCAGAACGGUGCUAGUGCUGUUGAGAACAAUGACUUGACCACCUACUGCAAGUCAAAUUCCGACAUAGAUAUCAUUGUACUCGCCUUCUUGAACCAGUAUGGAAAUGGUCAGACCAUUCCAUCUGGCUCAAUUGGCCAGUCAUGCUCCAUAUCAACGUCUGGUGAGCCUCGGGAAUGCGAUGCCCUAGCCGCGGCUAUCCAGCAAUGUCAGUCAAAUGGGAUUAAGGUGAUAUUGUCCUUGGGUGGUGCAGUAGGCACCUACUCGCUCUCAUCCCAACAAGAAGCCGAGAUUAUCGGACAGAAUCUAUGGGAAGCGUAUGGCAAUACGGACGGGAGCGAUAUCCCCCGACCCUUCGGUAGCACCUUCGUCAACGGCUGGGACUUCGAUCUUGAACGUAAUAGUGGCAACCAAUACUAUCAGUAUCUGAUUAGCAAAUUACGCUCUAAUUUCGCAUCUGACUCCUCUAAUACUUACUACAUCACUGCUGCACCGCAGUGUCCUAUACCAGAACCUAACAUGCAAGAGGUCGUCACCAAGGCCCAAUUUGACUACUUGUGGGUUCAGUUCUAUAAUAAUCCUAGCUGCUCUGUCAACAAUGCAAUCAAUUACGAUCAAUGGGUGUCCAAUAUCGCGAACACUCCCUCUCUCAAUGCCAAGAUUUUUAUUGGCGUACCAGCAUCUCCAUUUGGAGCCACGGGCACCCAGAGCGGCUCGCAAUACUACCUCGCACCGAGCGAUCUCGCCUCCCUUGUCAGUCAGCACAAGGGCGAUACCGCCUUUGGUGGAAUCAUGAUGUGGUCUGCUAGCUUCUCUGAUGCAAACGUUAAUAAUGGAUGCACCUACGCCCAGGAAGCUAAGCACAUCCUUAGCACUGGCUUGCCUUGUUGA
Molecule: messenger RNA, 1116 nt
Organism: Penicillium arizonense
Lineage: Eukaryota; Fungi; Ascomycota; Eurotiomycetes; Eurotiales; Aspergillaceae
Product: glycoside hydrolase family 18 protein
Exons: 1
Coding region: 1-1116 (371 amino acids)
Biological process (GO): carbohydrate metabolic process
Cellular component (GO): extracellular region
Molecular function (GO): chitinase activity
Source: RefSeq, a predicted model, not a curated record